Molecule: messenger RNA, 468 nt
Organism: Lathyrus oleraceus (garden pea)
Lineage: Eukaryota; Viridiplantae; Streptophyta; Magnoliopsida; Fabales; Fabaceae
Exons: 1
Coding region: 1-468 (155 amino acids)
Source: RefSeq, a predicted model, not a curated record
AUGGCCUAUACUAAGGAACAUAAGGUAUUGUUUGAAACUCGCAUGUUGUCUAAGGAAGAUAAAGACUGGUGGGACAAUGCGUGCCAGGGACUAGAGGUUGUUGGUGUUGAGAUCACUUGUGUUGUGUUUAGGGUGCAAUUCCUUAAGAAGUACUUUCCUGAGGAUGUGCGUAGCAAGAAGGAGAUUGAAUUCCUUGAACUUAAGCAAGGAAAAAUGACAGUUGCAGAGAAUGCUACCAAGUUUGAGGAAUUGGUGAAGUUUUAUCCUCAUUACAUUGGUGUGACUGUGGAGGGGUUGAAGUGCAUUAAGUUUGAAAACAGAUUGCAUCCUGAGAUUAAGCAGGGUAUUGCCUAUCAAAAGAUUCACAUGUUUCAUAUGCUGGUGAAUAGGUGUAGGAUUUAUGAUGAGGACUAUGGGGAUCGUUAUGCUCACUAUAAGAGCAUUAGUGAGAAAAGGGGAAAGAACUAG